Molecule: messenger RNA, 799 nt
Organism: Meleagris gallopavo (turkey)
Lineage: Eukaryota; Metazoa; Chordata; Aves; Galliformes; Phasianidae
Source: RefSeq, a predicted model, not a curated record
UUUUUUUUUAAUCUAGCGGUAUUUUCUCGUUGGAAGUAAUCAUGCAGAAACCAAGUACCGUGUUUUGAAAAUAGAUCGCACUGAACCAAAGGACUUAGUUAUAAUUGAUGAUAAGCAUGUAUAUACACAACAAGAGGUCAGGGAACUUCUUGGCCGCUUAGACUUGGGGAACAGAACAAAGAUUGGGCAGAAGGGUUCUUCUGGUUUAUCCCGAGCUGUAUCUGCUUUUGGUAUAGUAGGUUUUGUCAGGUUUUUAGAAGGCUACUAUAUUGUGUUGAUAACAAAAAGAAGAAAAAUGGCAGAUAUUGGAGGUCAUGCAAUAUACAAAAUAGAAGAUACAAACAUGAUAUACAUUCCAAAUGACUCUGUAAGAGUUACUCAUCCUGAUGAAGCCAGGUAUCUGAGAAUCUUUCAAAAUGUGGACCUUUCUAGCAACUUCUAUUUUAGUUACAGCUAUGAUCUAUCUCACUCUCUUCAGUAUAAUCUUACUGUUUUGAGAAUGCCACUUGAGAUAUUAAAAACUGAAACAACUCAGACCCGACAAGAAAGUUUUGAUAUAUUUGAAGAUGAAGGACUUUCAACACAGGGUGGAAGUGGUGUUUUUGGAAUUUGCAGUAAACCUUAUGAAAAGUAUGUGUGGAAUGGGAAGCUUCUGGAGGCAGUAAAAAAUACUGUUCAUCGUGAUUGGCUGCUGUAUAUCAUUCAUGGAUUCUGUGGACAAUCAAGUAUCCUUUUGCUCGUGAAACAAAUGGCAGUUAUCAAUUUAAAAACUUUGACUGUGUGAAAUACAUUGAAGUAU